AUAUUAUGUGCUUAUUUGAAAAAAAAUUAAAGGUUUUAGGUAAUCAAAUGUUUUUGCUUCCGUUAGAAGUCCACAACUCUAGAAGUCCGUGCCUUAAAUGAUCAAAAUAGGAAUUGAUAUGGAAAACUUGGUGAUCAUGACGUUAAACACUGCAACCAUUUUCCAGUUCAAAAAACCCUCAAAUUUUGCACGAACGAGAGUUCGAGUACGAACUCUUGCAAGUCCAUCCCAGCUUAUUGGGACAUGGAGGAAGACAUGAAGGACAGGGAAGAGUUGUGCUGGGUGUGCCUUGACAAAAGUUAUGUCUCAAUAGUCCCUGCCUAUGAAUCAUAGAGAUUAGAGUUAUUGCAUUAUGUACUGGAGAUUCCAUUGUCUAAAAGAGCGAGGUUCCUUGCCAUCGAAAUAUGCAUACGACAGAACAAGAACAAAAAAAUAUAUCAGGAAGCAUCUUUUAUUACCGCCGCGUUAGUGAGAAUAAACCAUGUUUUUUGUUUUCCAAUGCAGUUUUGUAUUCCAUGCAUUGGUCUGGUUUGUUUUGCUUUGCUUUACGUAGAUAAACAACGAUGACCAUGAGAAAGACGUCAAUGUUUAAAUGAAUAAAAAACGCAAAUUCCCACAGUAAAAUAAUUCACAAGCACCAGAUUCCAUUCGGGGUGACUUGUAUGCAGUCGUUUCAGCCUUUUUGCAUUUGCUCCCUUGAUCGUUUUUGGCUGAUAAAUGGCUAAGUUCACUGUGUUCAGUUUUGGGUUACGAAAUCUACCCUUGCCGUGGCCCUUGGAAGAACAUGACCCAAUCCACGGGCAGUAGUGCCAUCCAUUGGUUCCGCAAAGGUUUGCGACUUCACGACAAUCCCGCGCUUUUGUCCGCCUUAGCCCAACCCGGGGAAUUGCGACCCUUGUUCAUUUUGGACCCUCAUUUUGUGGCGCAUGCCCAUGUGGGUGUCAAUCGUUGGCGAUUCCUGCAACAAUCGCUCCAGGAUCUGGAUGAUCAACUCCGAGCCCGUGGCUCCCGAUUGUUUGUGGCCCGGGGUCAACCCGAGACAAUCCUGCCAGAGCUGUUUAAGCAAUGGCGCGUCCAAUGGUUGACCUUUGAGGUGGAUACCGAGCCUUACGCGCUCAAACGCGAUGCCCAAAUUGAGGCUUUGGCUCAAGAGGCGGGUGUGGUGGUGGAUAGCCGCAUCUCCCACACGUUGUACAGCGUUCAUCGGGUGAUCCAGGCCAAUCAUGGAAAAGCACCCCUCACCUAUGUGAGCUUCCAGAAAGUGGUGGCCAAAUUGGGCGAUCCACCCACAGCCGUGGCAUGUCCGCCCACUUUUCCCACCCAGUCGCAAUUGAGUAGUCCGGCAGAUCUGAGCGAUGUGCGUUACAACGUGCCUGAACUCGAGGAAUUGGGCGUGAAAGCCGCCGAGCUCAGGACUUGUCGUUUUCCCGGGGGCGAGACUGAGGGUCGGCGACGACUCCAAGAAUACCUCUCCGAUAAGAGGGCGGGUUGGGUGCGAGCCUUCGAGAAACCGCAAACCCCUCCCAACUCGUUGGAGCCGUCCACCACUGUCCUGAGCCCGUACCUUAAAUUUGGCUGCGUCUCGUCCCGCGAAAUGUAUUGGCGGUUGCAGGACAUCCUGAAGAAGGGCAAACAUUCGCAACCCCCGGUUUCGUUGGUGGGUCAGCUCCUUUGGCGGGAGUUUUACUAUGUGGUGGCCGCGGACACGCCGCACUUUGACCGGAUGAAGGGCAAUCCAUUGUGCAAGCAGAUCCCCUGGGAUGACAAUCCGGAGUACUUGAAAGCUUGGUCCGAGGCCAGAACCGGGUAUCCUUGGAUCGACGCAGUCAUGAUACAAUUGCGCGAUGAGGGCUGGAUCCAUCAUUUGGCUCGACACGCCGUGGCUUGCUUUCUCACCCGGGGCGAUCUGUAUCUCUCUUGGGAAGACGGGCAGCGAGUGUUUGAGGAACUUCUGCUGGAUGCAGAUUGGGCUCUCAAUGCGGGUAAUUGGAUGUGGUUGUCCGCAUCCGCGUUCUUUCAUCAGUAUUUCCGCGUUUACAGUCCCGUGGCCUUCGGGAAGAAAACCGACCCCACGGGCGAAUACAUCCGAAAAUAUGUACCCAAGCUCAAAAAAUAUCCCAAAGAGUACAUCUAUGAGCCGUGGAAGGCCCCAUUGUCCGUUCAAAAGGCCGCUGGCUGUAUCAUCGGAACGGAUUAUCCCAAGCCCAUUGUGAACCACGAUACCAUCCACAAGGUGAAUAUUGGUCGUCACAAGGCCGCUUAUAGCCAAGGCAAGGACUCGAACCAGGCAUCGGGGACCACAAAGCCGGCGAAAAGACCAGAGACAGGGUCUAAAGGACAAACAUCCAUGACCAAGUUCAUGAAGAAGAAAUAAAUUUGAAUGGAUCUGAGAA
Tigriopus californicus is the source of this 2393-nucleotide messenger RNA. RefSeq names its product cryptochrome-2-like (gene phr6-4). Gene Ontology annotation, molecular function: DNA binding; FAD binding. The transcript has 5 exons. Gene Ontology annotation, biological process: entrainment of circadian clock by photoperiod; circadian regulation of gene expression. Gene Ontology annotation, cellular component: cytoplasm; nucleus. The coding region runs from base 785 to 2374 and encodes 529 amino acids. The record is from RefSeq and is a predicted model, not a curated record. Lineage: Eukaryota; Metazoa; Arthropoda; Copepoda; Harpacticoida; Harpacticidae.